Molecule: messenger RNA, 435 nt
Organism: Coprinopsis cinerea okayama7#130
Lineage: Eukaryota; Fungi; Basidiomycota; Agaricomycetes; Agaricales; Psathyrellaceae
Exons: 4
Coding region: 1-435 (144 amino acids)
Source: RefSeq, a predicted model, not a curated record
AUGCCUGUCCCCGAUGCUCACACACGCAGCAAGAUAAGCCUAGACCCUUCCAAAUCUCAUACCCCGUCUUCGAUUUCAAGCAAGACUCUGCCCCGCGUCGUCCUUGCAAAUGUCUUGUUCGUGGUCGCCAUCCAGACGACCAAGGAAUGGUUACUUGAUUAUGAUGUCGGGGCGUUUUGGGUGCUCAUGAGGGUCCUGGCGUGUGGGGGGUUGGGUGCUCUGGUUUGGGAAGGGGUCACUGGGCAAGUUAAGAAACGCAAGUCCAUCGAGUGGUCUGCACUUGCUAUGGCCUCGCUCCUUGUCUUCUUGCAAUACGGAACCUUGUUCACCGCACUCUACCGGCUACCCUCCGCUCGGGUCGUCCUCUUCUCCCAUUUCUCCACAUACCUCAUUACGACCGUCAUCAAUUUCCCUUCGGCAAGUUCUCCAUUCUGA